This is a messenger RNA of Portunus trituberculatus (swimming crab), 614 nucleotides long. RefSeq lists its product as uncharacterized. The transcript has 2 exons. Lineage: Eukaryota; Metazoa; Arthropoda; Malacostraca; Decapoda; Portunidae. The coding region runs from base 136 to 438 and encodes 100 amino acids. The record is from RefSeq and is a predicted model, not a curated record.
UGAGGAAGGUCGGUUUUUUUUAAGGUUCACAACCCGACACCGUCCGCGGCCACAGGUAUAAAGGAGCGGUCUGACAGGACACCAGCACAGACCAGCUGAGUUUGCCUGAGACACCACUUCUCCCAACUCUCCAAAAUGAAGUUUAUGUAUCUAGCUUUCGUCACCAUGGUGGCACUGUCUGUAGUGUUCGCUGCCCCAGAGCCACACAAAAAGAAAGGAGGUGGCUUCCUGUCGCGACCAGUGCACCGUGUGGUGCAUCCUGUGGUGCACCACCGCCCUGUAGUGCAUCACCGCCCUGUCGUGCACCACCGUCCUGUCGUGCAACACGUGCCCGUGGUGAAGCAUGUUCCCGUGGUACAGCACGUCCCUGUAGUGAGGCACCCUGUCGUGCACCACGGUCCCGUGCUGAAGGGCGGCCACAAGCUGAAGCACGGCUAGAUGACAACAAUUGUAUUGGGAAGGAAGAUUGCCACUACCUUCGGAUAUUCUUCAUCUUCACCGCCAUCUUCUGACGCACUGGCAGGCUCAUGCCAUUCAUCUCUCACGAAUUUAUCUCACCUACAUAUUUUUGUAUUGAUUCCUUUUUUGUGAUUUUUAAUAAAACUAAAGAUGUA